This is a messenger RNA of Dalotia coriaria, 5570 nucleotides long. RefSeq lists its product as uncharacterized. Gene Ontology annotation, biological process: response to oxidative stress. NCBI's taxonomy places the organism in Eukaryota, Metazoa, Arthropoda, Insecta, Coleoptera, Staphylinidae. Gene Ontology annotation, molecular function: heme binding; peroxidase activity. The record is from RefSeq and is a predicted model, not a curated record.
UCGAGUAUUAAAAUCAUCAUCAGAUCAUCGCCGGCAUCACGCUACCCAGCGCUCUCGCGGCGCGCUAGAACUUCAAUCGCCGGUCGGCCGAUAACUGUUCAUUUCGAGGCAGAUCGCGUCCAGAUGAAGAAAUAUUAAAACAAAAUACCCACACACGGCACACGGCUCGCACCGGACGAGAGACGCGUUUCGUCCGCAUCGCAGUUUCCCGUUUCGGGUCCGAAUUAACGGUCCGAAAAGUUCUUCGCGCGCGCGCUCCUCCAGAAUCAUCGAGUGUGUUCGAAUCCAAAGGGGGCUGCAGUUUGGCGUGUGAUGCCAUUCUAGCUCACAAUCGCAAUCGAUUACGCAAUCAUUGAACAACGUGCUCAAAAUGAGAUUCUACGUACACAUACCUUAUGCGGUGCUGCUGUUUUCAUGCAUCGCAUCUACGACACCAACGACCACACCGACGACACCGACGAAGACGACUGUGACUGAAAAUAUGGGCAAUCGUGAUGGCAUUUUUAAUACUAACAAUACGACGACGACGAGUGAAAGCUCGCGCCGCGACCGUAAUGGAAAUUCGAACACGACCGCCGCCAAAAUUGAUUACGCCGAAAGCAAAACGCUGCUGCAUUGGGGACUUAACAUCGAUACCGAGGCGCUGCAACUUGGUGAAGACGAAGGAGAAGAACAUCAGAUCAAGCAGCGCGACAUCGACGACGCCGUGGAUGCCGGUUUGAAGCUGAUGAACGAAUUACACACUGUCAAAGAACCACUUUUAUAUUCAAUGGGAUUGUAUCUGGACGAGUCGGAGGCAGCAGGACGCGUGGCAUCUUUCAGCACACCAUCAAAACGUGCCUUGCAUCAAUCGCGGUACGGAUAUGCUGCUCUGCAGGCGUCGCUGCGCAUCCGAGAGAAGUAUCCGGAAUCCCGCAGCAGACGGAAUCCGGAGCAUGUCUCCUUUCUGCGCACUGAUGCCUUUGAUGACCAGUGUCCCAUCCGCGGGAUACCAAGAUGUCCUUCUGCUUCCAGGCGUUACCGGACCGCGGAUGGCACCUGUAAUAAUCUGGAGUUUCCAUGGAAAGGCGCGAGUAUGUUGCCGAUGCAACGAUUCCUGCUGCCUGAUUACGAUGAUGAUGUGCAGGCGAUUCGGAGGUCUGUACGAGGCGGUGCUAGGUUACCCUCGCCGAGGGAGGUCAGCAUUCGUAUUCAUCGUGACCGCGACGUCGAAAUGCCGUCGGUGACCAUGAUGUUCGUACAGUGGGGCCAGUUUGUUGAUCAUGACAUCACAUCGACAGCGCAAUCGCGUGCGUUUAACGCCAGUAUACCUCGAUGUUGUGCACGUGGUGGUGCUGGUUUCCUGCCGCCGGAGUUCAUGCAUCCGGAAUGUCUACCAAUUGAAGUACCUGAAGAUGAUUGGUUUUUGGGGAGAGUUGGUAUGAGGUGUAUUGAGUUCGUACGCAGUGCGCCUUCAUCCCGAAUUAAUUGUGACCUUGGAUGGCGAGAGCAGAUCAAUCAGGUGACCAGUUACAUUGAUGCCUCGACUGUUUAUGGUAGUGACUCCGAACGGGCUGACUCCUUGAGAAUAUUCCGAAAUGGUUUAUUGCAAUAUGGCCGCCCUCGUAGACAAUCUCAGACACCUCCGGAUCCACCCGGUGGGGAGUUGUGUCGCUUGGGGGCUUUGUCUACGGAAUGUUUCAAAGGUGGAGAUACGCGAGUUGGGGAGCAGCCAGGCCUGACGGCAUUCCAUACCGUGUGGUUGCGAUACCACAACCGCAUCGCUGCCAUCCUCGGCAACCUCAACCCGCAUUGGAGUGACGAGAAGAACUACCAAGAAACGCGACGCAUCAUCGCUGCGCUUAUCCAGCAUAUUACUUUCAAGGAAUUCCUACCGAUUGUUCUCGGGCAUGAGGUGAUGGACCUUUUUGACUUGAACGUGGAACGCAAGGGGUAUUUCAGGGGUUACGACCCUCUUGUUAAUCCUGCGCCUGCGAAUGCCUUCAGUAGCGCUGCAUUCCGCUUCGGGCAUAGCCUGGUUCAACACUCAUUCCUACGCAGCGACUCAAAACAUCGCCUUUUAGUAAACAAUGUAUCCAUCCAUGAGGAGCUUAAUAACCACGAGAAUAUUUGGAGUUUCGGGAGUGUGGAUCGGUUGAUAUUGGGUUUUUGCAAUCAACCCUCGCAGCGCCGCGAUGAAUUUAUAAGCCGCGAGCUGACGCAUCAUUUGUUCCAACAGCCGGGUCAACCCUUCGGCAUGGACCUCGCCGCCGUGAACAUUCAGCGCGGACGAGAUCACGGCAUUCCCGGCUACACGGCGUGGCGCGAGCCCUGCGGUUUGUCGCCGAUACGCACGUGGGUCGACCUCGAGCCGCUAAUGAACUUCGAAACAAUCCAGCGCUUCCGGUCGAUCUACGACCACGUGGACGACAUUGACUUGUACCCGGGCGGUUUGGCCGAGCGGCCGAUUCGCGGCGGUGUGGUGGGUCCCACGUUCGGAUGCAUUAUCGCACAACAAUUCGCUAACCUGCGCAAGGGCGAUCGAUUCUGGUACGAGAAUGGCGGCUUUGAGAAUUCGUUCACGCCCGCGCAACUACAACAAAUCCGACGUGUUACAUUCGGUCAGGUACUCUGCCAAGUUCUACCGGAGAUUGAAUCCGUGCAGCCGUUCGUGUUCCUCUCGCCGGAUAACUUUCGGAAUUCGAGAUUUCCUUGUGAUAGUCCCGAAAUGGAAAGUUUAGAUUUGCGCGCCUGGGAGGAGCGGCGUCUGGCGCAGAGUCAGCUUGGAAAACCACCGCCGCCACCGCCAGUUAUACCAAUUCAAGUCCCACCGCCAAUAUUACCCAAUAAUAAUAACAAUAAUAACAACAAUGUAUCACCGAAUGUUAACGUGAAUGGAAAACUUGACGAUCUGGAAGGUAAAGUUGAAUUUAUAAAUGGUCAUCAUGUAAACACACGUCCACAAACGCAUCUUGCGCAGAAAGUUGACAGCAAACUGGAUUUCGACGACGGGAUUAAACUUAGCGACAAACUGACGAAACCCGAUAAGAUUGAUAUCAACGAUAAUCUUGACUUCUCCUCCGGAAGCAACUCCAGUAAAGGUAACAGGAAUAAAAACAAAGAUAAACUUCAAAUCAAACCUCUGAGCGGCGUUAACGACAAUAUAGCUUUUAAUAAAAUGAAAACAAGCACAAAAAGCGACAAACUAAAACUCACAACCACUACGAAAAAAACGACAGAUGUCGUUGAUUUUGACGUUAUCUUCCUCACCGGUACGAAUAAAAGUGACAAGAAAAAGUUGCAAGUAAACAAAGAUAUUGACAUUGACGAAAUGUUCGAUUUACCAGAAAGUAAAACCAAAACAGACGGCAGGAUAAUCAAGAGAAGUGCGGAUGAUGAUCCCGAAAAAAGGGAAUCGUAUGAAGUUGACGAGUUUUUGGACGAACUAAUAGCCAAUCAGGAUGCCGAUAAUGGUCGCAAACACGUGGCGAAAAAACGACGCAAAAAGCCGGCGAAAGUGCGACCAAUUACCGCGCCAAAAACAACAACCAAACGUACCACGGUGUAUUUCCAAAACCGGCCGAUGGUUUCGGACUUCUACAAUCCGCUCAAAAUUAAAGUGACUAACAUAACGACCAGCACGAUUGACCUAGAUUCCGACGAUAACGAUAACCCACCACCGCCUUUCUCCCUAAAACCCCAGCUCCACACGGCACUCUAUCAGGAGAAGCCCACAUUCACCAUUAGCAAUUCCAAUCCCGCCCCGGACAAGACCAAACCCGUGACAUUCUAUCACACGACGCGACGUCCCCUGACAUACGACCAAGACGAAUACUACGUCCUCCAUCCGACGAUUAACAAACCCAACCGACAUAAACUGACUGCGGCGAACUAUGGCACCGUGCAAAAGCUGCAAGCGGCUACAACUGAAUCCCAUCCCAAGUCCCCCGACUAUCAAGUCAACAUCAACAUCCACCUGGUGUCAAGCACACCGAAGACCGACAUUCUCCUCAGCGAUAAGCUGUCGAAUCCAAAUGUGCACGAGGUGGACGGCUCGUACGUGAACUACGAGCAGAUCAAGCCAUCCAAUGGCUACUAUCAGUAUUCCACCAAGCGUCCCUCGCCUGUCAUCCCCAUCCGCACGACGACACAACGACCUGACUAUUAUAGACCGCGACCCACACAGUCACCCUCGUCGCAAUCGUACUAUUAUCAGCCGACGACGUACAACUACGAUCGCUUUGAGGAUCGACCGUUUUCUACAUCAAAACGGCCGUAUAUUUACCGGCCAUCGGAGAGUUUCCUUGCAAUGUUCGAGGAAAUGCAUCAGAAUAAUUAUGGGCAAGUACAUUAUGGCCCGUCAGUUAGUACCCGCCCGACGUAUAUUAGUAGUUAUGUAGACAAAGUCACAAAACGACCUCAGAUACCUAGUUAUUUAUAUUACGACGGGAAAUAUUUUAAUGAGAAAGGGCAACAGCAGAGUCAAUACGGUUCCAAUGCUCCCGCAUAUUUACAAAGCGAUUCGUUUUAUAUCAGCCACGCGGUUCAGAACCCUUCGCAGGGUGGUAAUUCACCGUACGAUUCAGGCGAGAAAAAUUUCGUCAAAAUUUCAUCCGUGUUGGGUAAUAGAUAUCUGCAUAAAACCGAUAAGGAGCAUUACAUACACACCGCGCAGCAGAAAGACGGUGAGAUAGAGUUAGAUUCGGUGGAGAAUGCAACAGUCGCGAGUGUUGACAUCGAACAGCGCGCGGUUGACGACGCGAAUAUCAAUCUCGACGCAGAGUCGGUGGAAAUCGACACGGGCGCGGACGACGCGAAGUUGCAAAUCGAUAUAAUUCCGCGCGAGAGCCGGCAGGAUGAUUGGGUGCUGUAUGAGUCCGAGGCGGAUAUCGCCGUCAUGGACGAGCCGGAAAUGAAUCCGAUGGGCGAGCGCGUCGCGGACGAAUUGCCGAAGCCGAUGAGCGAGUUUUGGAAAAAGCACGACGACACAACGGACGACAACGCAGACGGACGAGACAAAUUGGACAAUCCGACCAGAAUUCCCGAUCGGGAGCCGUAGAUAGAGAAAGUUUCGAGUAAUUCCAGCGGCGCGCACCACUGACGACCGACUGCAACUGACGAUCGCGGACACAAUGUUCGAAACUGUAGACAAAACAAUGACUUGACGACUCUAACAGGACGAAACUUAUUAACGUUGAGAAAUAUGACCCCAUAGUACAAACCUGACUGAUUUCUACAACUACGACUGACUGUGACCAAUUUGGUGCCCCCUUUUUUUUUAACAAAAUUAUUUAUUUUUCUACCUUUUUUUGAUCUUGUGAUAACAGCUAUAUCUUUUUCUGUAGUAGUUUAAGGCUAAAGUAUUUUGUUAAAUUUUUGAGAAUAUAAAUAAAUUCUAUUUAUGUAUGUUUGUAAAUUAAUCAUUAGCAAUCAGCUAAGGACACUGCCAAGGAUGAUUCUGGGACGAAAUUUUUGAAGAAAACUCUAGAUCAUUGGAGAAUAUUUUUAUAAUUGGUAUUUAUUUAUUUAUUAUUGGACUCUAAUGUAAUUUUUGAAUAUCUUGAUUUGUAAUAAAUUAUUUUUAGUACUCA